CUCUUUCGCGGGAAGCUCGCUGGGCGAAAGGGCGCUGCUGCGGGGGACUUUAUUGUUUUUGGAAGAGGCGAGGAGUGGAGCUCGCUGCUUCGACGGGGGCGAUCGGGGAGCCUCGGCGGCGGCGUUGUCAAUAUCAGUAGCAAUAAUAGUCAUAAUAAUAAUAAUAGCAGUGGUGGUGGACGAUCUGGGCAAGGAGGAAGGAGUCGCUGCCCCAGGCAUGAGGUUGUCCGGGCCCCACGCCGCCGCUGCCACCCCCAGAAGCCACCGAUCCUCUGUGGGAACCCGGUAGUCUCCUCCCACCCCACUCCAGCCCAGCUCUUGGGGCCCCCUCUGGAUGCGGCUGAGCCUGGGAGCUGCCCGCUCCGUCCGGCUGCCGCGAGCCCCGCCGAGCUUUGGAUGAUGACGAUGAACUCUCUGGCCGAGAGCUUGCUGGGCCCUCCGGACCCGUCCAAGGCGUCCUUCCUGGACUUCGGGCUCGGCCCCCCACCUCCCUCUCCGCCUCUCCAUCACCAGCAACAGCAGCAACAGCAAUCCGGCUUGGCGCCCCCUUACUCUCUACAAGCGCUGCAGCCGCCGCCGCCGCACGACGGUGGUGGGGGCGGCGCCUUCCCCCCUGGCGCAGCCUCGUACGGCAGACCCCUGGCUUACGCCCCCUACCCCGGGGCAGCAGGCAGCAGCCCCCACCACGCUUUCUACCACCACCACCACCACCACCACGGCGCCUCGUACUCGCCUUACCAGCAGACCUCCAGCGCCCUGGGACACGGGACGAGGCUGGAGGAGACGGACCUUGAGAAAUCGACCAUCAUUGAGAACGGCGAAAUCCGCAUCAAUGGCAAAGGCAAGAAGAUCCGCAAGCCUCGCACCAUCUACUCGAGUCUCCAGCUCCAGGCCCUCAACCAGCGCUUCCAGCAAACCCAGUACCUGGCGUUACCCGAGCGAGCAGAGCUAGCAGCGCAGUUGGGCUUGACCCAAACCCAGGUGAAGAUCUGGUUCCAGAACAAGCGUUCCAAGUUCAAAAAGAUUAUGAAGCAGGGCUCCAGUAUCCAAGAUGAUCACCUCCACAGUUCCUCGUCUUUGUCCCCUUGCUCCCCCAACAUCCCCCCACUCUGGGACAUCCCUAUGGCAUGCAAAGGCCCUCCCCUGCCUCCCAGCAGCUACAUCAACAGUUUUGGACCUUGGUACCACCAACCGCAGCACCAAGACGCCAUGGGGAGGCCUCCGGUGAUGUGACAAAGGGGGCGUUGGGAGUGUCAGCCCAUCCUCGACGUGUCUUUUCCUCCACAGUGCUGAUCAGGGUCCUCGGAACAGGCGAAUGGAGGGCGUGGAGUUUGGAGGGAGAAAGUUGGCUUCUUUGAAGGAAUCACCAGCACUUUUCUCUUGGUGAGAACAUACCUGGCGGGAGAUGGACUUCGAACGGACAUGUCCCCAGGGACCAAAUCUAACAACGACGAUGGCAGGUUGUGUGAGGCAAAGUUAGGGAAAGAACCCCCCCCCAGCUCCGAAACAUGAAUGGAAGGUCAGGAUCCCAUUUUAAUCGGCGUCUCUUCGUCAGGGAUUUUACAAGAGAGGUGCUUGUGUGUUUUUCGUUCCAAAGAUAGGCUCAAGCGUGACAUGGACCAUCAGAUCUAUUUGUGUUAGUAAGAUGUGAGGUUUUGCCAUACUUCCCCCCUCUCAUCCGGCAAGGCUUCUGUGCCUUAAGCAGUAUUGAUGGAAGACAGCAAAUAAACAGGUGCAGUGACGGGGAGGGCUUUAUCUGUUGUAUUUCCGCCUUGUCCUGCAGAGGCUCAAGGCACAGAGGCAUUGCCAUCUUUAUGUCUUCUUCUUCUUCUUCUUCUUCUUCUUCUUCUUCUUCUUCUUCUUCUUCUUCUUCUUCUUCUUCUUCGGCAAUCCUAGUUAGUGUAGCAAGGUUUUGAGCUGCACAGAGAUCUACUCCAGGCAAGGACCUGAGAGAAGGAAUGAUUAACUGGUGAAACAGGCAAGAAAGCAGAGUUUGGAGAGUUCUUUUUAUUUAAGGGACUAUAGGUCUAAAAAGGAAGUGAUUUCAGUUCGGGUUCUUCCCUUUACAAAACAAACUAGUUCAGUUCACAGUUCAAUUCAAGUCCGUCCAAAUCCUCAACAACAACAACAACAACAACAACAACAACACACCAAAAUAAACCUAUUCAGAAUGUUACAAGCUGCUGUGCUGGAGUACCUGUAGAAUAUACUUAAGACUAAGAAAAUGUCAACGCACAUGCACACACCGAGAGUGGAAUGAGAAUGGUUUCAUUUAUUUCCCCCCAAAUAUUAUGUUCUAUAAACUUAAAGGCCCAAGGAGUCUAAAAUAUAAAAAAAUAAAAAUAAAAAGAGAAUGAACUAGAAAUCAUUCAAAGCUCUACUCCAAAACAAACUUGAUUUUAGUUUACCUGUCAGUUAUAGGAAUGGCUUUCAGGUUCAGAGAUUUAGGAACCAAUUCAGUGAACAUUAUGAAAUCAAAACAGUUCACUCCAAAAGCCCUGUAGGAAAGAGAGCCUAAAUAUUGGCAUAAUUUCAUAAUGGGGAGGGGGGGCCAAGUAUACCAACAACAACCAAACCGUUUAUUGUGAGGACCAUGCCUGUACACAAAUAUCAACACAACAAUAAUUAAAAAUGUUAAAAUUCAUUACAUACUAUCCCAACAAAACCUUCAUCCCACAAAACAGGAAGAGAAGGAAAACAAGCAACGAGUUAAACAGCCGAUGAAGGGGUCUUUACUUUAUCAUCUAUAAAUCUUUCCCUGGCUUUCAUGGCCUUCAUCACAAAGACCGCUACCACAUGGGUAAUUCGUGGGUUAGCAUCAACUAACAAAAUUUUUACUCUAUCUUCAGGAUUGAUUAUAGAGUUGGGUAUAGUUUGUGUCUCUAAAGCCCGAGUAAAUGGGGCAAUAGAGAAGGUAAUGUAUAAGAUCCUCUUUAAUUUUCAUGAAGCAAGGGCAUAAACUGUGUUCUGCUGGGAUUUUUGUAAAUCUACCGGUCAGGUAUGCAGUUGGCAAUGUUUGAAACCGGGCCAUGGUUUGAAACAAGCCAAGGAUACAAGUUAGGCUGGAUAUUCUCAUGGGGUUAAAACUGGCAAGAACUUUUACCCAUCAAAAUUGGUUCAAUUCACCUUCUACCUGCAAAAGGAAUUGGUGAUAGUUCUAGGUAGCCAAUCCCCAUAUACCGUAGCUGCAAUUUGCUAAAAGCAGGGGGGAAAUAUAUAUAUUUUUUAAAAUAUCCAACUGCUUUCUUCAAAGCCAAAUUUGCUUCCAUGUCUGUCUGUACUAAAAUAUUUUUUCAUUAAAAAUUGUGCUAAAGCCAGGAUUAUGUUUACAGUCAAUGAAACGUUUGUGGAAUGUAAUCUCCAUAUCCUCUUCCCACUCCCAUAUUUUUUUUAAAAAAGAAAAAAGGAUCUUUCAUAUUUGUUUCAGCUACAACAUGAAGUCUCUCUCUCCCCCCCCCCCACCUCCAGCAAAUAACUGGAGGCUAUUUAACUAAACCAUUAAAAGGAAAAAGGAAAAACUAAUUUAACU
Molecule: messenger RNA, 3529 nt
Organism: Zootoca vivipara (common lizard)
Lineage: Eukaryota; Metazoa; Chordata; Lepidosauria; Squamata; Lacertidae
Gene: DLX4
Product: distal-less homeobox 4
Biological process (GO): cell differentiation; embryo development; regulation of transcription by RNA polymerase II
Molecular function (GO): DNA-binding transcription factor activity, RNA polymerase II-specific; RNA polymerase II cis-regulatory region sequence-specific DNA binding
Source: RefSeq, a predicted model, not a curated record